AUGCAGAUUGUUUCUACAAACAUUUGUGAAAGACUGUGCAACAAGUCCAUCUGUGAAAUUUCCUUGCUACUAAAUAUUGCACAUUAGUGGUAUUAUAAGAAAGUAAAAGCUACUGGGAACAAAAGCAACUCAGCCACAAAGUGAUAGGCCACAUAAAAUGACAGAGCGGGGUCAGUGCAUGCUGAUGCGCACAGUGAGCAGAAGUCGCCAAAUGUCUGUAGAGUCAAUAGCUAAAGACCUCCAAACUUCAUGUGGCCUUCAGAUUAGCACAACAACAUAUGUAGAACUUCACGAAAUGGAUUUCCAUGGCCGAGCAGCUGCAUACAAGCCUUACAUCACCAAGUGUAAUGCAAAGUGUUGAAUGUAGUGGUGUAAAGCACGCCUCCACUGGACUCUAG
This is a messenger RNA of Staurois parvus, 398 nucleotides long. The record is from the annotation of a GenBank genome assembly. NCBI's taxonomy places the organism in Eukaryota, Metazoa, Chordata, Amphibia, Anura, Ranidae.